Molecule: messenger RNA, 1635 nt
Organism: Colletotrichum chrysophilum
Lineage: Eukaryota; Fungi; Ascomycota; Sordariomycetes; Glomerellales; Glomerellaceae
Exons: 10
Coding region: 1-1635 (544 amino acids)
Biological process (GO): transmembrane transport
Molecular function (GO): transmembrane transporter activity
Source: RefSeq, a predicted model, not a curated record
AUGAAGGAAGAACAGCCGAGCGGAGUCCUCGCUUCAGACGACCCGAGGAAUUCGGCGAUGGAACAAGCCAACUCGGACAAUGGUAGCAAGACGCUGAAUCAGUCUGACGAAGAGAAGAGCACCGUUCAUGUCUUUAAUGAGCAGACGAAUUAUGUGCGGUCAAGGACAAUCAUUACGAUCUUCCUGGCUUGUGCCACCGUUGAUCUGGUGGCUCUCAUGGACCAGACAACAUUGGCCGCCAGUUUGAACAUCAUCGGCAAUGCUCUCAACUCUAGCAACCAGACCGCUUGGAUUGCAAGUGGCUAUUUCAUAACGUCGACUACAGCCUCUUCCGUUGCAGCGACCGGCACGCAGCUCAUCGUAUUUCGAGCUUGGACCGGUAUUGGCGGCGGUGGGCUCAUGACCGUGGCACAGAUGAUUGUCAGUGAUGUGGUUCCCCUGAGAGAACGAGGAAAGUAUCAAGGAAUUCUGGGAGCAGUUGUGGCGAUUGCCAACGGUAUUGGUCCUGUUAUCGGCGGCGCUUUAGCUUCGCAGUCACGAGACUCCUGGAGAUGGAUAUUCCGUCUCAACAUGCCGCUGACCCUGCUGUGCACUGUCUGUGUUGUCUUCUUUAUGCCACUGAGAAAGGUGGAAGGCGAUUGGAAAAUGAAGCUCAAGGCAGUGGACUUCGUCGGCAGUGGCUUAGCUUUGGCUGGCACUUCAGUUCUGAUGCUUGGUCUGACAUGGGGUGGCGGCGAGUACCCAUGGAACUCAGCGCAUGUCAUAGCCACAAUUGUUGUUGGCUUCGUCGUCUGCGUUGCUUUUGUGAUGUGGCAGUGGAAGGGGGCCAAGUUCCCACUCGUUCCUUUGCAUAUUUUCAAGUCUAAGAUCGUCAACGGCGCCUGUAUUACCAUGGCUAUCAACGGCUGGAACUUCGUUGUGCAGGUCUACUACAUCCCAGCCUUCUAUCAACUGGCGUACAACUACUCAGCAACCAAAGCUGGCGCUAUGCUGCUUCCCGUCACUCUGACACAAACCUUGUUCAGCACACUGUCUGGUCUCGUUGUUCAUAAGGUCGGUCGAUACAGGGAAUGCAUCCUCCUUGGCUGGGUGAUGUGGGCUGUAGGCGUCGGUCUCAUGUCUACCUUGGAUGAAAACUCUAGUGUUGGCAAGCAAGUAGGGUACUCCUUACUCAUUGGAGCUGGUGUUGGCAAUACUCUUCAGCCCGCCUUGAUUGCGAUCCAAGCAGGUGUUAGCCGCAGAGACAUGGCCGUAGUAACCUCGUUCCGCAAUUUUAUCAGAAACCUUGGAAGCACGAUUGGUUUGGCAAUCUCGGGUACACUCAUUAACAAUAUCUUGUCAGCAAGCAUCGCUGGUCUUGGUCUGGCAGAUGAUGAAGCCAGAAGACUUCUUGCCAAUCCCCAGCAUGUCCUGUCAGAAAUGUCUCAAGCCGACGCAGAUCAGGCAAGGGCUGUCCUGCUGCCAGGUUAUCGAAAAGCAUUCCGCAUCAUAUUCCUCGUCAUGGCUGGGCUUGCUUCGGUGGCAUUUUUUGUUGCAUUCUUCCUGAUGCCACAGGUAGAGUUGAGCCGACCUGACGACAAGGAUUUGAAGGACGCUGCACGCAAGACGACGGAAGAGAAAAAGGCCGAAUCUUAG